Molecule: messenger RNA, 3365 nt
Organism: Corythoichthys intestinalis (scribbled pipefish)
Lineage: Eukaryota; Metazoa; Chordata; Actinopteri; Syngnathiformes; Syngnathidae
Gene: dclre1a
Product: DNA cross-link repair 1A (PSO2 homolog, S. cerevisiae)
Exons: 10
Coding region: 244-2406 (720 amino acids)
Biological process (GO): double-strand break repair via nonhomologous end joining; interstrand cross-link repair
Molecular function (GO): damaged DNA binding; 5'-3' DNA exonuclease activity
Source: RefSeq, a predicted model, not a curated record
UUGACGGCUUACCUGUCUCAAAAUCGGGCAACUUGAGUUCUUCCCGCUCGUCCAUAUCCUUCAAAUACUCGAAAACGAGAGCUUCCAUCGAUUCUCGUGUCGCGGCUUCAUCUAAAGAGACGUCGAGGACACUUUGAAGAGGAAACAGAGUUGACAAGCUGCACCCAGAAGCCAUGACUGAAACUUCAGCUAGCAAGCCCGCCUAGACUUCGGACACGUCGUGACGCUUCAAAUUUUUUCCAAAUGUCCCAAAAAACCGACUCUGAAAGUGACAUUUGGGAUUAUAAACCUCGCGUCAAGAAAAAGAAAACACGUGAGGCGUCGUCGUCUGCGUGUGGGAAGGCGGCCAGAAGAAAAUGCAGCACGGAGACAAAAUCCGUCCGUACCAAUGGACAAUGUGACGCCAGCUCGUCAUUCCAAAAUGUUGACAAUGAAACCAAGGACGAUUUUUGUCCUAUUUGCCAGAUGCCAUUCUCAGUCUUGUUGGGGCAGUCGCAAAGAUGGCAUGUUUCGGAAUGUCUGGACACGCAAAGGGAUACUUGUCAAGAAUGUCCUGACGGGUCCAAGUGCUCGUCGUCCAUUCCGAGCCACUACAACAAGUUCAAACACACUCAAAUGGCCCACGCUCGCGCCACCGGCCUCCCCGUGCCGUUACUCUCGCAUUGCAACGAACGUUCUACCUUAAAUGAACACGUGGACCCAUCGCCGCCAUUGUCGACGCCGUCCCAAACUAGAAACGGUCUUCUGCUAUUGCGCUCGCCCGGACCGGAGGAUAUGAAGAAGAAGAAAGGCUGGUCUCCCAGCGGACGUUCUUCCGUUACAUCCUCGCAGGAAAGCGUAAAGACGCCCUUGACUACCUGCCGCAUUUCAGAGCAAAGCCAAGCGUCUCCCGACGUCAACAACGGGAUAUCCUAUUCUCCUCUUUCGGAGAUUCCCGCCGAGAUCCGAGGAUCUGAAGACGAAGACUCCCUUCUUCUCUUCGGCGAGGAUGAACUGUUCCCGGACGUGACUGAUUGCCUCGAAGACGCCGUCCGAGCGGAGAACCUUCCAUCCGCCCAGAGCAAAGUGCUGGAACUUUUAAAGGAAAGCCUUCCUUUCGUAGCGCCUCCUCAGAUAGAGGCACCUCCUCGAACAGAGGUGCCUCGAAGCAACGGACUCAAGCAGACGGACAUCGGCGUAUUUUUUGGCCUCAAGCCGCUGAAGUGUGACGUUUCGGAGUCCGGUGUCGCGGCGAGCCGGGCUUCUUCGAGAGGGCGACGGAAGACGAACGAAGGCGCGAGGGAACAAGACAACAAGGGUGAAAAGGCGGAAGAGGAGGAGACCAAGAACAAACGUUGGAAGAGAAACGGCUACGGUCAACGAGAACAACAACGACGGUGUCCUUUCUACAAAAAAAUUCCAGGCACGACGUUCGCCAUCGACGCCUUCUGCUACGGCACCGUCGAAGGCGUCACCGCUUACUUCCUGACUCAUUUCCAUUCGGACCACUACGGCGGCCUCACCAGAAAUUCCACGUUUCCCAUCUACUGCAACGAAAUGACGGGAAAGCUGGUAAAGAGCAAGUUGAAGGUGGACGAGCGCUUUGUGCACCAACUGCCCAUGAACACCAAAGUCACCGUGGACGGCACGCAAGUGGUCCUUCUCGACGCCAACCACUGUCCCGGAGCGGCCAUGUUGUUGUUCUUCCUGUCCAACGGACAGACUGUUCUCCACACGGGCGAUUUCCGAGCCGAUCCCGGCAUGGAGGCUUACCCGGAGCUGCUGGGCCGCCGAGUGCACACGCUGUACCUGGACACCACGUAUUGCUCCCCGGAGUACGUCUUCCCAGGACAACAAGAAGUCAUCGAGUUUGCCGCUAGCACCGCUUUUGAGACGGCGACGCUGCACCCUCGUACCUUGGUUGUAUGCGGCUCCUACUCGGUGGGAAAGGAAAAAAUCUUCUUGGCCUUGGCAGAGGUUUUGGGCUGCAAAGUGUGCGUGUCGCGAGACAAAUACGACACCAUGCGCUGUCUGGAUUCUGAAAGCGUAGAACGACGUUUCACCACAGACUGGAAGGCGACGCGGCUCCACGUGCUUCCUAUGAUGCAACUCAACAUAGCAAAGCUGCAGGCGCACCUGAGGAAGUUUUCGGGCCAGUACGAUCGUCUGCUGGCCUUCAAGCCCACCGGCUGGAGCUUCAGCCAGCAGACGGCGUCGCUCUUAGACAUCCGUCCCACCGUCAGCGACGACGUCUCCAUUUACGGCAUUCCGUACAGCGAGCACAGCAGCUUCGCCGAGCUGAAGCGUUUCGUCAAGUGGCUGCGUCCGCUCAAGAUCAUCCCCACGGUGAACAACGGCAGCCGGGCCGCCAGAAUGGCCAUGGAGAAGCAUUUCGGACAGUGGCUAACCACCGCCGACUCCGCUUAGGAAAGAAAUUCUGUCACGGUUAGUUAGUUAGUUCUUUUGCAAAAUGAAUGAUAUUGCUGCACUUAUUUUUUAUGUCUGCUUAAAUAAACUUCCCUCUUUGUACAUUGUCUAUAUUUUAAAUAAAUGUCCAAGCUACAUGACAUUGAUGACUGUGAACUCUUUCGAAGAUCUAUCGCUGCCAAUACAAUCCAUCCAUUAUCUCCCGCUUAAUACGGUUGUCAAUACAAAAUAAUCCCAAUUUACCAUUUAAGUGAAAGGAGCAAUGACGUUAUGUUUGCCAUAAAGAUUAAAAAAAAAAAAAAUCUUAUGUAGCAUGAAAAAUGCUAUCAAGUUGAAAAGUGACAACAGCACUAUCUGGUCAUAACACAAUAAAUGAUUCUUUAAUACAAGAAAGUGUUUACAAAAGCACAUCCUUUUCUUUUGAAUUCAUGCAUCCAAUUCCUUUCAAAUAAAUGAGGACAAGGGCACUGAACACAAAGCACUGAAAAAUGAAGCACUAAAUAUCUUUGCAAAAAAGGCACCACAUCAGUGAUCAGCGUGUCAAGCAGGAUGGAGACUUCCGUGUGAGAAUGAGCUCAGCGACACGGAGAAAGGUUUCACUGUGGUUCGGCAGUCGCUGGCUAGCUCACUAGCUGCCUCUGUGAUACCAUCGACACACACGCACAAACUGUCUUGUCUUGACCAAAUUGGACUUUUGGACACGUAGAUUUUUUUGUGAAAGUUGUGGGGUGGGGCCGUGAACGGUUCGUAAGAAGCUAGCGUUCUGUUCCAAGGGUGGAAAACAAUCCACUGUACUAUUACCAUUAAUUUGACUAUAAUUAUUAAAUUGUUAGUUUCGCGUCUAACACAUUGUAACAUUUUUUUGAGAGACAGCGAGAACCAAAAGUGGUAUUUGCCAUGUGGCAAAAUGAAUUUGGCCAUUUGGCAUUUAUUUUUGCCAUGUGACAUUUUUCGGGCAA